Diabrotica virgifera virgifera (western corn rootworm) is the source of this 2650-nucleotide messenger RNA. It is a transcript of the gene Fen1, whose product is annotated as flap endonuclease 1. Lineage: Eukaryota; Metazoa; Arthropoda; Insecta; Coleoptera; Chrysomelidae. Gene Ontology annotation, molecular function: DNA binding; 5'-flap endonuclease activity; magnesium ion binding. The transcript is spliced from 6 exons. Gene Ontology annotation, cellular component: nucleus. The record is from RefSeq and is a predicted model, not a curated record. The coding region runs from base 120 to 1256 and encodes 378 amino acids.
UGACAGUGAUAUUUGAAAAAUUUUGAGGUUAUGUUAUACCUAGGCGCUAGGCGGGAAACACUUCACUUCUUUGCUUUGAAUAAUUCUUUUGAUAAAAUAGGGAGUUAUUACAAGUAAAUAUGGGUAUUUUAAAUUUAACUAAACUUUUAGCGGAUGUAGCUCCUCAAGCGUUAAAAGAUUAUGAACUAAAAAACUAUUUUGGAAGAAAAGUUGCUGUAGAUGCCUCUAUGUGUCUUUAUCAGUUUUUAAUAGCAGUUAGAGCAGAAGGAGCACAACUAACCUCUGCAGAUGGUGAAACUACAUCUCAUCUUCUGGGGGCCUUCCAUAGAACUAUCCGUUUAGUUGAAAAUGGUAUUAAACCAGUCUACGUUUUUGAUGGAAAACCUCCAGACCUGAAAUCAGGAGAACUUAAUAAGAGACAGGAGAAAAGGAACGAGGCACAAGCAGCACUUGCCAAAGCUACAGAAGCUGGGGAUGCAGCUGAAAUUGAUAAAUAUAACAGAAGGUUGGUAAAAGUCACUAAACAACAUUCUGAAGAAGUGAAGCAGCUGUUGACAUUGAUGGGAAUACCUUAUGUUAAUGCUCCAUGUGAAGCUGAAGCUCAGUGUGCUGCAUUAGUAAAAGCAGGAAAAGUAUAUGCUACAGCUACAGAGGAUAUGGAUGCACUUACAUUUGGCUCAAAGGUCUUAGUAAGACACAUGACAUUUAGUGAAGCAAGGAAAAUGCCAAUUCAAGAAAUUCAUCUAGAUAAAGUUUUAACAGGAUUAGAUUUAACUCAAGAACAGUUUAUUGAUCUGUGCAUAUUAUUGGGUUGUGAUUAUACUGAUAGCAUAAGAGGCAUUGGUCCGAAGAGAGCAAUAGAAUUGAUUCAAAAACACAAAAGUAUUGAAAGCAUCAUCCAAAACAUAGACAAAGAUAAAUACCCAAUUCCAGAAAAUUGGAAUUAUGAAGGGGCUAGAGAACUCUUCAAGAAUCCAGAAGUGUCAGAGGCAGACGAUAUUGAAUUAAAAUGGGGCGAACCAGAUGAAGAGGAACUAGUGAAAUAUUUAUGUGGAGACAAAAAUUUCAGCGAGGACAGAGUGAGAAACGGGGUCAAAAAACUUAUGAAAGCCAAAGGCGGAUCAACACAAGGCAGAUUGGAUGGGUUCUUCACAGUUCUUUCGACCACUCCAGCUAAGAGAAAGGUAGAUGAUAAGAAAAAUACUCCUAAUAAGCGAGGAAAGGCAACGGGUAAAGGAAGGGGUAGAGCAAAAUAAAUAACAGUAUGGAUAGGUAUUUUUAUGAAAAUCAAUAUCGAUCUAAUGAUAGAUUUUUAUAACAGCGAAAAAUUGUUUGUAUAUUAUGAUAAGUCGGUGUAAGAUAAGUUUAACAAAAUAUUUGAAAGAUCCGCUAUAUCUAAAGUCAAAAAUUUAUUAUUAUACAGUUGGCUUUAAAUAGAAGUUAAGAUGUAACAUAUGUGGAGAUAAGAUGUCUAGUAUAAUUUAUUAAUUACAAAUUUUUGCAAAUUUUUUAUUGGAAUCAUAGACAGUGUUGCUUGACAAAAUUUGAUAAGAUAUUUGUCUUUAUAAGUUAGAAAAUGCUGGACAUUCUCUGGAAUCUUCAAUCUUUAAUGAACAUUUUAUGCAUCUAUUUCUGAAUUUGGGAGAUUAAUUUUUGUUAAAAAAGAGUAACAGACGACGCAAUAAUAAUGGUCUUCCGAACUGAUAGCUUAAUAAAAUGGAUUGCUAUUUUUUUGACCUCACUUGUGAGUGAUUUACAUUUUUAUUAUUUAAAUUCCUUAAAAUUAAAAAAAAAAUGGUAUUUUGAAAAUUCUAUUUUUAUUCUAAUAGUCAUCAUCUCUAUUGUACACUAUGGUUUAUUUUUUAACCAAGAGGAGUAAACUAAAAAGACAGAUUCACACCCAAGAAAGUCACCAAAUACAUCUUCUUUUUUGGUUGAUCAUGUCGGCCUUCAACGGUAAUCCAUAAAUAUUAUAUUAUGUAUAAUAAUACGUCGGUAAAGAGCUCUAAAAACAACUGCUUUUAAUAUAAAAGCAAUGUAAAAAUCUAAAAAUUAAAGGAAUAACACAGAAAACACAAAAAAUCGUCGAUAUAACUUAAUUAACCUAUUUGUGCCAAUAAUGUCAAAAUUUUAUAAAUGUCAUUAGUGUCAAAAUUUAUUAACAGUUUAGUAAACUUGCCUGCGGUUGAACCAAUUACAAACGAGCAUUACAGAGCGGUCAAUUUGAAUCACUCCUCUUGGUUUAAAAACAAACUAUAGUAGUGUAUCAUCUUCCACGCACUGGCGUCUUGCACUGACUUACUCUAAUUUAAAACAUUUGUUACUUAAUACGUUUUGUAUGUUUGUAAACGUUUAUUGUUAAUUUCAUGUAACUCAAAAAAUUGCCCUGAAAAAUAUUUGUAAGAAUAGAUCUAAUUAAAUUGUAGUAAUAAUGAAAAAUGGUUUAACGUAAAAAAUCCUGUACGUAUUUAUAAGCUUUUAGAUUUGUAAUUCUUUUCUACCAGUAUGUGACCAGAGGAAAUAUUUUUAGUUUUUAUUUAUUUUGUAUAAUUCAACAAUUAUUCGUCUUGAAAUCAUUAUUGGAAUUAGUUUUGUAAAGAUAUUAGAAAUUGACUGAAAAAAUUAUACAGUAAAAAUAAUGAUUUAUGAA